AUAUGAUAUAUUAAAUCUUCCUGUUUUGUUUUACCUCAAUUGUGUAUAGGGUACUUUGAAUUAACAGCAGAAAUGAUGAAGGACACGGAAACUGCUAUAUAUGAAAACAUGUGGCUUUCACAGGCCAAGUUAGAAGCUGGAAAACAGAGGUCUGGUAGACAUCAGAGGGGCAGAGGAAGCGGAAGUUGUGUUCUCUUCAUUCUGGACUGUUCAGAAAGCAUGAGGGGGGAACCUCUGAUAGAAAUGAAAAGGGGAGUCUUCGCGAUACUAGAUGAGUUCUAUCAACACCCGGGUAUGGGUGAAAAUGUCUCAGUUAUAGUGAUGGGACAAGAAACAAAAUUCCUGCAGUAUUACUCAAACCAAUAUUUGGCAAUCAAACAAAACAUAGAGGAGGUAGAAUGUGGUGGACCCUCACCACUCACAGCCGCCUUUAUCUUGGCCCUCGGGGGACUGUUGGAAGGAGCAGCCCAUACUAGCAAAGUUGGUGACUUCCUUCUCCAUCCCAGAGUGGUACUAUUUACAGAUGGCCGAAUUACAGACUUCACAGAUUCAUGCGCUACCGACAGUGAUGUGGAUCUAAUACCUAAUGAGCGUAUAUUAAGACCAUUUUUUGCGAUUUUACAACGAAUUGGAAGAGAUCAUCCGAUUUUCUGUUUCCCAGUCGGAGAAAACCCCAAUUACGCUUUAUUGCAAACUAUAUCGAGUGUUUCUAAUGGAGGCAAAGUUUUGGAGAUUUAUGAAGCAAAGUGUUUUGGACGAUAUACCAUCCAUUACCACUCAGCAGAUUUGAUAUCCAAAGUAACAAAUAAGGAUGAAAUAGAAAGAGGGAAUUUGAGAUCGGUGGCUGAAUCUCUACUGGAAUGGCAGACAUAUGAUGAAGACGAUUUGGGUGCAAUAUACGAAUUAAUACGGAACAAAGAGAGAAUUAUGGACACCCAGCAAAGAAUUGAAGACGAUGAUGAAAAAUGGUAUAAGGAGAAAUACUCUGCAAUUCCUAGGCUCGGUACGAGAGUUCGCCGGGGCCCCCACUGGAGUUAUCAAAACCAGGAUAGCGAGGGCAUCGGAACCAUAGUGGGCCAUGGGGAUAAAGCGGGACUGGUACUGGUAGAGUGGGAUAAUGGAGAGCGCUGUGUGUACAACUAUGGAAUGAGAGACAUGUACGAUGUGGUGGUUUGUGAGGAACCAAGGAUCCCUCUUGAUGGAUUGGUCGCUGUUGGUUGUUUUGUUAAGAGAGGUCUCGACUGGAAGUGGGAAGAUCAGGACGGCGGAGAACAAGCUAUCGGGACAUGUUAUCGAGUGAUGGAUAAUGCCACCGUUUAUAUUCGAUGGCCAAGUGGAAGGAUGGGUAAUUACAGAUUUGGAUAUGAUGGAAAAUACGACAUUGAGCUAUGCGAUCCGUUCUCACCCGAGGUGAUAAAAACCGUAAGAGAACAGCAGAAUGCAUCAAACCAGUCUGGUACAAUUACAGAACACAUGGUUGCCUCCAAUGAUUUAAAAGAUAAAUCUGCUAUAAAGGAAACACCACAUAACACAACUAAACAGAGUGAUUGCAUCAUGCAGGAAAAUAAAGGAAAUCUAACAUGGCAGAGUAAAACAUCAAAUCAAGGUCGAAGUACAGUGUUUCAAGAGGCGGCAGAUGCAAAGUCAACAAAAACAUCACAUGAACCGAUUUUACAACGGGGACAGGUAGCUUGUAAUGAUAGAACCAAUGCAACAGACAAGCAGAAAGAACACUCCCCCAUAGCUGUUUCAGUGGACGAUCUGGAAACUGAUGAAGGACAGGAUACUGGUCUAGAAGGCAACUCAGUGGGAGGUAUAUCUAAAUGUUCCGACCAUAUCAAUAGGUCCUCAAGUCCGGAAGAAUAUCAGAAUCUCCUGACUGUGAAUUCCUCUGUGAUUGUAAAUAACUGUGUUCAUUUCAAAGAAAAACCUAGCAUCAAUACUUCAACCAAUGCUCAUAAAAAUCCUGAAUUUUGUGUAGCUGGAACAAAUAAAGAUACUGUUCAGAUGGAAACAAAUUCAGAAAUGGAGAUAAACACUGCACUAAUUUCGAAACAUCACUCAACAGACAACUCCGUCUCUUCAUAUAAUUCACACGUACGUCCGUGUCUAUCUUGGCAGUGGCAGGACAACAGUGGUGUUUGGGUAGACUAUCCCGAUCACGUGACAAAUUUAAUCAACUGCAGGCUUCAACAACACCCCGUGGCAACAGUCUUGAUUUCUUAUAAUGAUGAAAGUUUUAGAAUUGUUGCAUCAAAGAUGAUAUAGAUCAACACAAAAACAAAAGAAAGACACAGCAUUAGAUGCAAGAGAAUAUAGGGCCAUUGGUGACACUGCAGACAUAUAUCUAAGCGGGGGACAAGGGUUUCUCUUACACAUUUCAAACUGUUCCUCAUUUAAUAACAUAAAAGGAUAAAAUGCUUUCAAAGUUUUUAAAUGUUUUUGUAUGAUUUGCACAUAAUUAAUUGUCGAAACGUUUUAUA
This is a messenger RNA of Saccostrea cuccullata (small rock oyster), 2483 nucleotides long. RefSeq lists its product as uncharacterized. NCBI's taxonomy places the organism in Eukaryota, Metazoa, Mollusca, Bivalvia, Ostreida, Ostreidae. Bases 73 to 2268 code for a protein of 731 amino acids. Gene Ontology annotation, cellular component: cytoplasm. Gene Ontology annotation, biological process: protein ubiquitination. The record is from RefSeq and is a predicted model, not a curated record. Gene Ontology annotation, molecular function: metal ion binding; ubiquitin-protein transferase activity. The transcript has 16 exons.